Molecule: messenger RNA, 513 nt
Organism: Meloidogyne enterolobii
Lineage: Eukaryota; Metazoa; Nematoda; Chromadorea; Rhabditida; Meloidogynidae
Source: the annotation of a GenBank genome assembly
CCGAGAGGAUAUUGUGUUGAUGCUUAUUUUCCACAUCCAUUUUGUCAAUUUGCCUUUUGCACUGUUGGUGGCGCUAAAGUUUCUGCUAGGCUUGCUAUGUUAGUUUAUUUUUCAAAAAAUUUUAAUAAUCUUUAUUUUAGUAAAGCAGACUUCUUUUUCAAAGGUUCUUCAGUAGGUAUCAGUACUUGUUGUGAUGGUUCUGAAUUGGAUGCUGAUCGUUUAUUGGAGCAAAAAAUUAAAGAUUUGGUUGACCAAAAUGAUUAUGCACGUAUUCGUUCUCUUCAAAGUAUUUCUACCGAAGACAAUGUUUUUGAAAUGUGCAAAAAAGUGGCAUUGGAAACAAAUAAAGAAAAUGAUCAGUCAACAAACAGGAAAAGAAUUAGACUUGAAAAUGAUCGGGAGAAAGAAAGGACAGAAGAAUUAAGCGAUUUAAGUAUUGUUGAGGAGGAUAUAGAAUUGGAUAAUGAAGAGCGCGAUGAGGAUAGUUUAAAUUUGCAAAACAAUUUAAUGUAA